This is a messenger RNA of Coprinopsis cinerea okayama7#130, 2357 nucleotides long. RefSeq names its product spermidine synthase. The record is from RefSeq and is a predicted model, not a curated record. Gene Ontology annotation, cellular component: cytoplasm. The transcript has 7 exons. Bases 13 to 2265 code for a protein of 750 amino acids. Gene Ontology annotation, molecular function: saccharopine dehydrogenase activity. NCBI's taxonomy places the organism in Eukaryota, Fungi, Basidiomycota, Agaricomycetes, Agaricales, Psathyrellaceae.
GUUUCUGGCAAAAUGGCUCCUCUAUCGCACCCUACUAUCGUCGACGGAUGGUUCCGCGAGAUCUCGCCCCAAUGGCAGGGUCAGGCCAUGACUUUGAAGGUCAACAAGAUCCUUCAUGUCGAAAAAUCGCUGUACCAGGACGUCCUGGUCUUCGAGUCUGAGACCUACGGAAACGUCUUGGUUCUCGAUGGCGUUAUCCAGGCUACUGAGCGCGAUGAAUUCUCGUACCAAGAGAUGAUCGCUCACUUGCCCUUGGCCGCCCAUCCGAACCCCAAGAAGGUUCUCGUCAUUGGCGGUGGCGAUGGAGGUGUCGUUCGUGAAGUCCUCAAGCACGAAACCGUUGAGCAGGUCGUCCUCUGCGACAUCGAUGAGGCCGUCAUCCGCGUCGCCAAAAUCUUCCUUCCACACAUGUCGAAGCUCUUGGAGUCUCCCCGAGUGACUGUUCACAUCGGUGACGGAUUCAAGUUCUUGGCUGAGCACGAAGGCACCUACGACGUGAUUAUCACCGACUCGUCUGACCCUGUCGGUCCCGCCGAGGCUCUCUUCGAAAAGCCUUACUUCCAACUCCUCCACGAUGCCUUGACUCCUGGAGGCCACAUCUCCACCCAGGGAGAGUGCAUGUGGCUCCACCUCCAGCUCAUCAAGGACAUGCUCAAGUUCACCAAGGAGAUCUUCACCAACGUCGAGUACGCUUACACCAUGAUCCCCACCUACCCUUCUGGUCAGAUUGGCCAUAUCCUCGCCGCCAAGUCUCCUGGCCGGGACCUCAAGACUCCCGUUCGCGAUGUUCCUAACUGCAGGUACUACAACAAGGGUAUCCAUGCAUCCGCCUUCGUCCUUCCCGAAUUCGUCGAUGCCCUUCUGUACCAAGACCGAGACAUUCGCCCCGUCUUUGGACGUGAACUCAAGGCCCUCGAUAACAAGCCCGCCAAGAAGGUCCUUUUGCUCGGCAGUGGAUUCGUUGCUCGCCCUUGCGCUGAGUACAUCGUUCGUCAACCCGAAAACAAACUGACCAUCGCUUGCCGAACACUCUCCAGCGCCCAAGCGUUGGCCGAGAACCUCCCCGACACCACCCCCAUCUCCCUCGAUGUCACCAACACCGCCGCCCUCGAGGCUGCUGUUGCCGAGCACGACCUCGUCAUUUCGCUCAUCCCCUACACCUACCACGCCGACGUCAUCAAGGCCGCCAUCAAGGGUAAGACCCACGUCGUCACCACCAGCUACGUCUCUCCUGCCAUGCGUGCUUUGGAUGAGGAGGCCAAGGCUGCUGGUAUCGUCGUCCUCAACGAGAUCGGUUUGGACCCCGGUAUCGACCACCUCUACGCCGUCAAGACCAUUGACGAGGUGCACGAGAAGGGCGGAAAGAUUAAGCAAUUCCUCUCCUACUGCGGUGGUCUCCCCGCUCCCGAGUGCUCUGACAACCCAUUGGGCUACAAGUUCUCUUGGUCGUCCCGUGGUGUCCUCCUUGCCCUCCUCAACUCUGCCUCGUACAUCUCCGGUGGACAGAGGCUCGACAUCACUGGCACUGAGCUCAUGGCCCAUGCCAAGCCCUACUACAUCACCCCCGCCUACGCCUUCGUGUGCUACCCUAACCGUGACUCAGUUCCUUUCAAGGAGUACUACAACAUUCCUGAGGCUGAGACCGUUGUCCGUGGCACCCUGAGAUACCAGGGCUUCCCCGAAUUCAUCAAGACCUUGGUCGACAUCGGUUUCCUUGAUGCUACUCCCAAGGAGUGGCUCAACGACAACCUCACCUGGGCUGAGGUCACCCAAAAGGCCGUUAGCGCCAACGACGCUGAGGAAGCUACCCUCGUCGAGCGCAUCAAGGCCAUCGCCAAGUUCCCCAACGACUCGGAGGCCAACCGCAUCAUCUCCGGCUUGCGCUGGAUCGGCCUCUUCUCCAAGGACAAGGUCACCCCUCGCGCCGGCAACCUCCUCGACACGCUCUGCGCCCAGCUCGAGAAGUUGAUGAAGUACGAGGAGAACGAGCGGGAUCUCGUCAUGCUCCAGCACAAGUUCUUCGUCGAGUGGGCCGAUGGCUCUGAGCAAAUCCUCACUUCCACGCUCGAGGCCUAUGGUGCGCCUGGUGGUCACUCCGCCAUGGCGUUGACUGUUGGUUUGCCUUGUGGUAUUGCUGUCCAGCUUGUGCUCGAUGGUGUUAUCACCAAGACUGGUGUGUAUGCUCCUUAUACCAAGGAGAUCUGCGAUCCCAUCCGCGAGGUGUUGGAGAAGGAGGGUCUCGGCAUGAUCGAGCGUGUUUUGUAAAAUGUUGAUGGACUCGGAUUAGAAGUGAAAUGAUGUGUAUACUUAUGGUUUAUGUGUACUGAUAGAUUUGUGCUGAAUGGAGAGUCGUUCAG